GUCCCGCCAAGGUUGAAGGCUGCAUAGAUUAUUUGUGGGUGUCGUUACUUCCUUCUUGUUUCGCCGCAAGGUUUGCAGAUUGCCAGUUCGACCGAGUAGGUGAACCCUGGUGGAAAUACUUAAAUUCGGCCAUUGUUCCCUCUUCAUCGCCAUUUGGUGUAUGUUGAAGAUUGGCUUGUUCUUCACUUCCACGACGUCGGACCUGUCCUGUCUUGUUACAACACCCCUUUCACACCCCUAAUUAUCCUUUCUUUCCUAUCAUCAGGUCAACAUGUCGGAAAAGAACGAGGUCACCCAGACCGAGAAUGGGACUGUCCCCAGGUCCAAGAAGCGAACUUGCGCGAGACACUGCAAACGCUUCUGGUGGGUUUAUCUCAUUAUUCUCUGCGUCAUUGUUGUCAUCGUGGUUCCUGUGAUAAUUCUUGUCGCUGUCCCGAAGAUUGCACAAAGUAAGAUCAACGAAGCCAAGUUGGAAAUCCAAUCCGUUCGAAUUCUUGACACCGAGAGUGACGCCUAUCUCAUGGAAAUCGAUUCUUCUAUCACAACCGAUGGCAAGAUCCAUGCCAAGGUUGAUCCUUUUGAGGCUGAUAUGUAUCUCGAGGAUUGGCCAGCACAUGUGGCGUUUGCUACCGUGAAGAUGCCAGAGACCAACAGCAACAAACACCAGGUCGUCAAUGUGAGCCAGCAGGUCACAAUCACCGACAUGGAGGAGUUCACUCGUUUCAACGUCUGGUUCCACAACAAUGAGACGGUCCGUGUCACCGUAUACGGAAAGACGAAAGUGAAGCCAAGCGGUCUAUCGCGCAAGUACGGCGUCACCUUCAAGAAGACAUUGGAACUCAAGGGUCUUAACCAUUUCGCUGGCACUGAAGUCAACGACGGCCACAUCGGCUUUGGUAGUGGUAAAGACGGACCCAACUUCAACGGCACCACCACGAUUCCAAACGCUUCCGUGUUCACACUAGAUAAUGGCAACGUCACCUUCACAAAUUUUGUUGGAGAUAUUGAAGUCGGCACCCUGACGAUUCCAAACUUGGUGCUCAAGCCAGGUGACAACGUCGUCAACAUCACCGCCAGCAUGAACCAGAGUAUUAUACUCAACGCCGUCCAGCAAGAGCCCUACUGCAAAACAGGCGUCCUCCCCUUCAAGUUACUGGGCAAGUCGGUCAUCAACCAUGGUGAAAAUCUUACCUAUUUCGCCGCAGCACUGGCGAGUUCAAAUCAAACAGUUGAAAUCGACAUUGGUGCCAUUUUGAAGAAGGACCUCGACUAUGAGGUCAAGUGCCAGAGCAAGAAUGAUUAAUUGCAGAAUUCAUUGGGAUUUUGGGCUGCAUGCCCUGUGUGCAUGGAAGCAACAGAAAGGUCAUGAAUUAUGCAAUUCUGGUGGCGAUGGAUGAUGUACGCCGUCGGGUCGAUUAAUGUAAAGCUAUGAGGAGGUGGUGGUUUGACCAAAGGCGCGGGC
Messenger RNA from Fusarium oxysporum Fo47, 1462 nucleotides. Its product is annotated as DUF3712 domain-containing protein. NCBI's taxonomy places the organism in Eukaryota, Fungi, Ascomycota, Sordariomycetes, Hypocreales, Nectriaceae. The transcript is spliced from 3 exons. Bases 272 to 1303 code for a protein of 343 amino acids. The record is from RefSeq and is a predicted model, not a curated record. Gene Ontology annotation, cellular component: fungal-type vacuole membrane.